UCACGCUGCUCUAGGUUUAUGGGUGAAGCCGGUUUAAUGAACUGCCGAUUUGAAUUCCUCACAGAACAUCUUUCAGUUUUGUGCGGUGUUGAAGUGCUUUCUGCAGCGUGACAGGACGGAGAUAUGAAUGUUAAAGUCACGGGUUAAAUGAUGGCGUCAGGAUGGCGGCAGCCUCGAGCAGUUAGAGCUGCUUUACUCUUUAACGCCAUCAUCAUCCUCAUCAGCCCCGGCGCACAGACGCACACCUGUGACCAUAAAGUGCCCCUGCCUACAGAGGUCAUACAUAAAGUGUUUCUGAAGCCAGAUAGAUUGACCAAAAGAAGCACUGACCAGCAGUUAAAGAUCCAAAUAGAGUACGACUCCAGCUUGGAUGGGUUAGAUGAAGCCAAAAGCAGCCUUGUGAAGGACAAGCUCCUCCCACAGGCUAUUGAUUAUCUUCAGAAGGCCUUCAGGGUUCGCAGGCAGUCAGGUCCAAUAUUACUGAGCAGACAAUGUGCAACCAAUCAGUACCUUAGGAAAAGAGAUGACCCACAUCGCUACUGUCAGGGACCAUGUGCAGACAUCACCAAGUGUGGCCCAGUUGUCGUCCCUGAACAACAUUUGCAGCAAUGCAGGGUUUGCAGUGAGUCUGGCAAGUCCUGUGGCCCCGUUGGUCCUCCCGAUGGUGAGGGGGUGGCGAGGGCAGAUUUUGUGUUGUACGUGAGUGCGAUGACCACAGAGCGUUGUGGACAAGAGAACAUCGUAGCCUAUGCAGCGUACUGCCAGCUGGAGUCUGAACUGGACAGACCCAUCGCUGGAUAUGCCAAUCUGUGUCCCAAUAUGAUCUCCACUCAACAUCAGGAGUUUGAAGGGAUGCUGUCCACAGUCAAACACGAGAUCAUACAUGCCCUGGGUUUUUCUGCAGGACUCUUUGCCUUUUACCAUGAUGAUGAUGGGAAACCUUUGACACCACGUUCUGCAAGUGGUCUACCUGCAUACAAUGAAAGUUUAGGGUUAUAUCAAUGGAGUGAUAAAGUCAUUAAAAGAGCAACUCGGCUGUGGGACAUCCGUGGUGGCCACAUGGUUAGACACACGGUCCAUCUUCUGGCCACCCCGCGUGUAGUUGAGGAAGCCAGGAGACAUUUUAAUUGCCCCAUUCUAGAGGGCAUGGAAUUGGAGAACCAGGGAGGUGCUGGAACAGAGUUCAACCACUGGGAAAAACGCCUGUUAGAGAAUGAGGCAAUGACUGGAUCUCACACACAGAACAGAGUGUUUUCUAGAAUUACUUUGGCCAUAAUGGAGGAUACAGGGUGGUACAGGGCUAAUUAUAGUAUGGCGGAGAACCUGGAGUGGGGAAGAUUUUUGGGUUGUGACUUUGUGAUGAAAAGCUGUAAAUUCUGGAUAGACCAACAUCGCCAUACGAGGCCAACCCUGAGCCCAUACUGUGAUUCUGUGAGGAGUGCACCUCUGCAGCUCACCUGCAGGCAGGACCAGCUGGCAGUGGCUGUGUGCAACCUGCAGAAGUUUCCUCAUGCGCUUCCUGUAGAGUAUCAGUACUUUGACCAUAUUCCUGGUGUCCCUGAGGAAGAUUUGCCAGCAUACGGAGGGGCUGUCAAGAUCGCAGACUACUGUCCUUUUAGCCAGGAGUUUAGUUGGCAUGUGGGUGGGGAAUACCAGCGCAGCUCUUACUGUGGAAUACAGGAGAACCAGCCAGCCACAUGGAGAAACUAUGGUGCGGAACAGUAUGGCCCAGGAUCAGUGUGCCUCUACCAAAAGUCACCAUUUGUAAUGGAGCAGUGCACCAAAAGAAUGACCUACCCAGACUGGGGCAGUGGUUGCUAUAAGGUGUCUUGUACAGCACAAGGGUUGUUGGUCUGGGUGCAGAAUGAUUCCUAUCCAUGUGUUCGUACUGGUCAGCUGAUCAGUGUGAGCAUACGUAUGAAUGGAUGGGUCUACAGUGGCCAGCUCAUCUGCCCAACCUGCUCUGACUUCUGCAGCGACUGCCCCCUCCCUCAUGAGAUCCCCCCUCUAAACACCACCAAGAGUGCCCGCUUAGAUCCUUGUUCCAGAUCUUCUUGUUUGGUGGUGAACUUAUGGCAGCUCCUGUUAACUCUUACUCCACUGCUGAUCGGCUUCCUCCUCUGUGGCAGGGACUGAAUUUGUUCCCAGUUGAUUGGGUGAAUAUGGAUGCCUUGAUAUGCUACAGGCUUCCCUUGAGAUUUAGCUGCUGUGGACAGCAAAACAGCGGUCACUUUCGUAGUGUAGCCUGUGAUCUGAUAACUCUGCUCUCUAUGUGGAGGUGUGGACUGUAGAUGGGAUUGAAAAGCCAUUGAUUGCACUCCUCCUUGCCUGGCUGUCAGGUGCCAGCGAGCUGUAGAUCCUAUGUGAAGCCAUAGUCAUGCAAGUUAUGGUUAUGCAGGUGCUAAUUAAUGUCCUUUUUGUCUCUCUGAUGGACCUGUAGCAUUUUGGGACUUGAAAUAGGCAUCUGGUUCAGAAUGAUGAGAGAUAUUCUCUCUGGUGUUCUGCUCAUGGUGCUUCUCUGUUGUUUCAUGAAAUUAACUUGCUGGCAAUGUUUUGAUCAGCGUAUAUCAGGUCAUGUGACUGACGAUGCUUGUGAUUUUGCAUGGAGAAGUGCAGGAGAGAUCUCUGUUAAGGUCCGUACAAGUGCUGAAUUUGAAUUGUUUUUUCAGAAAUUUUAAUGUUGCUGUUGUACAAGAUAAAUACUUCAGAAAGGAUUUAAUCAUUGAAUUUAUUAAUGUACAGUUGGGUCCAGAAAUCUGGGAUUACAUUGAAGAUCUGGGAUUUGUUUAAAUUUACAGGUAAAUAGAACACUUUGGGAUUUUGAGAUAAAAGGAAAAAAGGAAAAAUAUUAUGUAAAUGAAGAAAAAAAUGUCUAGGUCUCUAAUCCAAAGUUGACAUUGAUCAUGUUUCUCUUUGUACUGACAGUCAGAUGCUCUUGCUUCCGUUGAAGCACAAGAUGCUCUUUGUAUCGUUCUCAAAUCA
Molecule: messenger RNA, 2982 nt
Organism: Sinocyclocheilus anshuiensis
Lineage: Eukaryota; Metazoa; Chordata; Actinopteri; Cypriniformes; Cyprinidae
Gene: lmln
Product: leishmanolysin-like (metallopeptidase M8 family)
Exons: 17
Coding region: 148-2136 (662 amino acids)
Biological process (GO): cell adhesion; proteolysis
Cellular component (GO): membrane; cytoplasm
Molecular function (GO): metalloendopeptidase activity
Source: RefSeq, a predicted model, not a curated record